Ceratosolen solmsi marchali is the source of this 2828-nucleotide messenger RNA. It is a transcript of the gene Hrs, whose product is annotated as Hepatocyte growth factor regulated tyrosine kinase substrate. Lineage: Eukaryota; Metazoa; Arthropoda; Insecta; Hymenoptera; Agaonidae. The record is from RefSeq and is a predicted model, not a curated record. Gene Ontology annotation, cellular component: early endosome. Gene Ontology annotation, molecular function: ubiquitin binding; phosphatidylinositol binding; metal ion binding. The transcript is spliced from 12 exons. Gene Ontology annotation, biological process: receptor internalization; endocytic recycling.
AUGGCCGAAUUGAGAACCGAGAUUAGUGACGUAUACAUUCGAAAUAUUAAGAUCAUAUUUUGUGAUGAAUUGUGUUAUUAAUACUGUUGCAAAAGAGUGAUUCAUAUCGAAUUAUAAGGAUUAUUAAAAUUAUAGUUAAUUAAGUAAUUAUUCUACAGAAUAUAUAUAAUAUUAAGGAAAUAUCUGUUAAUAUUCCUACUCGUUUGUAAUUGAAAUCGAACUUUGUGAAAAUGAUGCCCCUUAUCGGCUUGAGUAAUAAUUUUAAUAAACUGCUUGAAAAAGCUACAAGUAACCUCAAUCUGGAAUCAGAUUGGUUAACAAUUAUGAGCAUUUGUGAUUUAAUACGUCAAGGAGACGUUCCACCAAAAAAUGCACUUGCUGCAAUAAAUAAGAAGAUUACAAAUGAUAACCCACAUACAGCUGUAUUUGGUUUGUUGGUUUUGGAAUCUUGUGUAAAAAAUUGUGGAUCUCUAAUUCAUGAUGAAGUCUGUACAAAGCCAUACAUGGAACAAUUGAAGGAAAUAGCAAAAACUACACAGCAAGAAGCAGUGAGGAAUAAAAUAUUAGAACUCAUUCAAGCUUGGGCUUAUGCUUUUCGAAAUUCAUCUAAAUACAGAGCAGUGCAGGAUACGAUGCGAAUUAUGAAGACUGAAAAUUUUGAAUUCCCUGUUUUUCAAGAAAGUGAUGCUAUGUUCACUGCUGAUAAUGCACCAGAAUGGGUUGAUGGAGAUAAAUGUCAUCGCUGUAGAGUAGCUUUUAGUACUUUUAUGCGAAAGCACCACUGUAGAGCAUGUGGUCAGGUUUUUUGUGGUCAAUGUUCAGCCAAAUCUUCUACUUUACCUAAAUAUGGCAUUGAAAAAGAAGUUCGCGUAUGUGACACAUGCUAUGAUCAAGUGAACAAACCUGUUAUAACAACAAAAGAAACAGAUCUUCCUGCUUAAUAUCUUACUAGUUCUUUAGCUCAACAACAACAAGUGCCACCAAGGAAAAGUGAUGAAGAAUUACGAGAAGAAGAAGAAUUACAAAUUGCACUUGCUUUGAGUCAAAGUGAAGCUGAACAUAAAGAGAAAGAAAAAAAGCGAGUUACAAGUGCAAUCAUUUCGAAUUCUAGUGCUUUUACUAAAAUUAAUUACUCACCACCACCGUCUCCUAUAAGUUUAAAGAAUGAUAAUAUUCCGAGUCCUUCAAAAAUUCAAGAAGAAGAAGAUGUUGAUCCAGAACUUGCAAAAUAUUUAAAUCGACAAUAUUGGGAGCAACGACAAAGUGCUUUAGAAGAGCAAACUUCAAGGUUAAAUGUAACAAGUCCUUCAGCACCUAACAUAAGUAGCCCAAUGCCUCAAAAAGUUGUUACUAUAAAACAACAAAAUGGUGAAGUUGACCCAGAGAUGAAAAGUUUUGUAGAUAAUUUAAGGUCGCAAGUAGAGAUUUUUGUAAAUCGAAUGAAAAGUGAUUCAUCCAGAGGACGAUCGAUAGCCAAUGAUAGUUCAGUACAAACCUUGUUUAUGAAUAUAACUGCUUUACAUUCAAGACUUUUGCGAUACAUUCAAGAACAAGAAGAUAAAAGAGUAUAUUUUGAAGGUUUGCAAGAUAAAUUAACCCAAAUAAAGGAUGCAAGGGGUGCUUUGGAUGCACUUCGUGAAGAACAUCGAUUAGCAUUGUUGAGAGAAAAACAAGAAGCUGAUAGAAAGAAGCAGAUGCAAAUGGCUCAAAAACUGGAGAUCAUGCGAAAGAAAAAACAGGAGUAUUUACAAUACCAACGUCAGUUGGCGUUGAGUAGAAUUCAAGAGCAGGAACGGGAGAUGCAAAUGCGUCAGGAACAACAGAAACAGCAAUACAAAAUCGCUGGUUAUCAAACGGUUGCUGGUUUCAUGGGUCCGCCAAGUCAAGGUUCUCCUAUUCGACAAAUUCAGUAUUCAGGACCCGAAGGAAACUAUAAUUCCAUGCCUACGACUAAUCAGACGCAGAGCGUUUACACUUAUGCAGCCGGAGCCACUGGCACGUAUUCUGUUCCAACGGGUUUUAUAAUACAACAUCCGCAUCAGACACAGCUUAUAGAUACGUCAGCCAUUUCAGAAUCAAAACUGCCGACGGUUGACAGUCAACCUAAUCAAAGUCAAGAAAGCCUUGGUAGAGUGACAGUAUCAGGACCAGGGAUACAAAUGCCUGUGAUGUCGGGUACAGUGGCACAACAGCAGCUUCAAGGGUCAGGCAACAUACCGACAACAGUGCCACAAUCAACAGGCCACAUGGCUGCUGCUCAGGCAUUACUUCCUCAACACCUGGGUCAGAGUCAAUCCACUACGGGUCAUAUGCUGAGCCACUCGGUUCCGAACUCUCUUGGACCACAAGCGCCUGUCCAUAUGGUUCCCAAUGGACUCCUACAGAGACAGCAGAUCAUCAUCGGACAAUCCUGUCAUGAACAAAUGAUGUCUCAGAGCAUAGCUAGACAGAUGCCUAUGGCCGGACCAAUGGGCCAAUCCCAUCCUCUUAGCACUGGGAUGCCCAUGGCAGGUUACAUUUAUUUAGGUCCUGGCCAAAUGGUACUAUCGGCAAACGGAUCAAUGCAGCAACCACAGCAGAUUCAGGGAAUACCCGGGACGAAUAUGGUGGCGCUCCAAGGCAUGCGAAUUCCUCUUACGCAGACCCAACUUAUGCAACAGCAACAACAGCAACAACAAAUGCAGCAGCAAAUACAACAGCAUCAGCAACAAUUACAACAGCAGCAGCAACAGCAAGGACAACAGACCCCGCAACAAGUAAUACAAACACCGAAAAUUGAAGAUGAAAGAAAGUCACCGGAGAUUGCUGAACUCAUCUCCUUCGAUUAA